This is a messenger RNA of Cynara cardunculus var. scolymus (artichoke), 1467 nucleotides long. RefSeq lists its product as uncharacterized. Gene Ontology annotation, cellular component: chloroplast envelope. The record is from RefSeq and is a predicted model, not a curated record. The transcript is spliced from 3 exons. The coding region runs from base 137 to 1036 and encodes 299 amino acids. Lineage: Eukaryota; Viridiplantae; Streptophyta; Magnoliopsida; Asterales; Asteraceae.
UCGGAUAUUCCAAGGCGCCAAUCCACCAACCGUUGCCAUCAUCGCCACGCUGUAAUUUUGUCUUCAAUCUUUCUGCAAUUCGCCCAAACUUUCCGAUCACUCACCACACCCUAAUUCUCUUAUCACCAGUUGAAUCAUGUCAAUAACAUUUCAAAACCUCCUUACCCGUUAUUCACACACUCACCUCUCCUUCAAAUUGAAACCCCCCAAUCUUAAGACCCCUAAUUUUGAUGUCACAAUCUACCCGCAUUACCAAACCCUAAACACCCGAGUGCUAAUCCCCUUCAAAUCCCAUUCCCUUCAUACACGCCAUCAUUCUUCAAUAAGAGCUUUGGAAUCAGAUGGAGUUGUUGACAAACAAUACAUUGUUGCCAUGGAUACAUUCGAUAUCGAUGCUUUUCUUUCUAUUGCCGAAUUCUUUUGUCUUGCUUCUUCUGCUGUUCUUUCGGUUGGGUUUGUUAUAAAUUCAACUUUUUCGACUUCACAGAAGCCUGUUUUGGAGUGGUUUGGGAACCGGGUUUCAGUCUGGCAAUCUUUGUUGUUGGUGGUGGGGAUUGUGAUUGGUGCUGCUAUUAGGAGGCGACAAUGGAGGAGGAUUUGUGUAGGGUUUAGUAAGCCGGGAUCUUCUAGGGUUAAUUUGGUUGAGCGGAUAGAAAAAGUGGAAGAGGAUCUUCGGAAUUCGGCUACGAUUAUUAGGGUGUUGUCAAGACAGCUUGAGAAACUGGGAAUUCGGUUUAGGGUCACGAGGAAGUCUAUGAAAGAGCCCAUUGCUCAGGCUGCAGAAUUGGCUCAGAAGAAUUCCGAGGCCACCCGGGCACUGGCAGUGCAAGAAGACAUUCUGGAGAAAGAGCUUGUUGAAAUUCAGAAGGUUCUGUUGGCAAUGCAGGAUCAACAACAAAAGCAACUCGAACUCAUCCUUGCUAUAGCCAAAACUGGAAAACUAUGGGACAACAAACCGGCACCCAAUCAAGAUCAGAAGAAAACCGAAAUCAGUAACUUGACUGGAGGAGGUAGUAAAUCAGAUGGAAACCGAUAAAAACUCCAAAACCUUUUCUUGCAGAAACUAAGCCAACAGUGAUGACCUUCCAAUUUGAAGCCAUGGAUUCUGAAUAAUUAUGCUUCUGUUGCUUAAAGAUGAAAUGGGGUGCUUGAUUUUGUAUGUUUUGAGGCAGUUUCUAAUGUGAACUCCAAAUUCUGACUGAUUGUUGAGGAGUUGACCAAGAAUCAUGCCUUGGCUUUAAGGAAGACUUGAACUGCCCAGAACAGGAGAAAGUUAGUGAAGGAAAUGACUGUUUUACCCUUUCCCCGUAUGUUAAAGAGGUACGUGUUUUUUCGUAGUUUGUAAUUUGCAGCACGCAUCGUAUGCUAUUGUUGUAGAGGACCUCUAUUCCUCCAACACAAAAUAUCAACCGAAUGUAAACACUUCAUCGACUGUAUAACAAGUAGAUUUCAUGUUUUCAAAAUGGC